This is a messenger RNA of Chaetura pelagica (chimney swift), 2259 nucleotides long. RefSeq names its product CASK interacting protein 1 (gene CASKIN1). The transcript is spliced from 15 exons. NCBI's taxonomy places the organism in Eukaryota, Metazoa, Chordata, Aves, Apodiformes, Apodidae. The record is from RefSeq and is a predicted model, not a curated record. Gene Ontology annotation, molecular function: protein binding.
GGAUCGGCCAAGAAAGUCAACGUCAACUUCCAGGACACGGACGGGUUCUCGGCUCUGCACCAUGCGGCGCUCAACGGCAACACGGAGCUCAUCUCGCUGCUGCUGGAGGCACAGGCUGCCGUGGACAUCAAGGACAACAAAGGCAUGCGGCCCCUGCACUAUGCUGCUUGGCAAGGCAAGAAGGAGCCCAUGAAAAUGGUGCUGAAAGCAGGUUCCUCUGUGAACAUCCCAUCAGAUGAGGGCCAGAUCCCCCUGCACCUGGCAGCACAGCACGGGCACUACGACGUGUCCGAGAUGCUCUUGCAGCACCAGUCCAACCCCUGCAUCAUGGACAAUUCAGGCAAGACUCCCCUAGACCUGGCGUGCGAGUUUGGCCGGGUUGGGGUGGUCCAACUGCUCCUGAACAGCAACAUGUGUGCGGCGCUGCUGGAGCCCAAGCCGGGGGACACCACGGACCCCAAUGGCACCAGCCCCCUGCACCCUGCCGCCAAGAACGGCCACAUCGACAUCAUACGCCGGGGGCUGCAGAGCCUCUCCAUGGGGGUGAGGGUCUCAGGAGGGACACGCCAAGGCAGUGAGCUGUGCCCUCUGGUCUAGGGGUGGCCAUGGAGUCCCAGGGGGUGGCAGGGAGGGGGGGCAGUCUCCUCCCAAGCCCUCUCCAUGCCGUUGCAGAGCGGGAUCAACGCCCAUGUCAGGAACACCUACAACCAGACAGCUCUCGACAUCGUCAACCAGUUCACCACCAGCCAGGCCAGCAAGGAGAUCAAGCAGAUGCUGCGGGAUGCCUCCGCUGCUCUGCAGGUCCGGGCCGUCAAGGACUAUUGCAACAACUACGACCUGACCAGCCUCAACGUGAAAGCCGGGGAUGUCAUCACCGUGCUGGAGCAGCACGCGGACGGGCGCUGGAAGGGCUGCAUCCACGACAACCGGACCGGCAACGACCGCGUCGGCUACUUCCCCUCCAGCCUCGUCGAGGCCAUAAGCAAACGAACAGGUGGCGACCGCAGCAGCCUGGGCAGCACGGGCAGCGUGGCCUCUGCCCGCAGCUCGGGGAGCGGGCAGAGCGCAGGCAGUGGGGCGCACGCCCUGCACGCGGGCUCUGAAGGCGUCAAGGGACUCAGCUCCCUUCCUUGCCUGGCUGGAGUCCAGGGGUACGUGGCCCCAGGCCCCCUGACCACUGCCUCUCCAGCAGGUUCAUCGCGGUCCCAGAGCAUGGCCGGGUCCCCGUAUGGUCCCCAGCCCCCCGCCGAGCCCCAGCUGAAGAAGAUGGAGCCACCAUCAGAGGGGAAGAGCUCGGAGGCUGUGUAUCAGUGGCUCUACAAGUUCCAGCUGCAGCUCUAUGCGCCCAACUUUAUCAAUGCUGGCUACGACAUCACCACCAUUAGCCGGAUGACGCCAGAGGCCAACCUGGCGCUGUGGCUCUCUAUGAUCGGCCUGUCCCAGUACUACAAGGUGCUGGUGGAGAACGGCUACGAGAACAUCGACUUCAUCACUGACAUCACCUGGGAGGACCUACAGGAGAUCGGCAUCACCAAACUAGGCCACCAGAAGAAGCUGAUGCUGGCAGUGAAGAAGCUGGCAGAGCUGCAGCGCGCUGAGCUGGGCAAAUACGAGCCAGGGACACUGAAGAGGAAGGCAGCAGCAGCAGCGUGCCCAGAGGUCCUGGCCAUUGAGUCUCCCCCACCAGAGCCACCCGAGUGCCAGUCGCCCAAGAUGACCACCUUCCAGGACAGCGAGCUCAGCAGCGAGUUGCAGGUGGCCAUGACAGGCGAAGGUCCUGAGGAACCCCCCGAGAAGGCCACGAACACACCAACGCCACCCCCCACGGCACCGAAGCCCCCCAAGCCUCAUGCCGCCAUCCAGUCGGUCAGCGCCAGCUCCACGCCAGCCCCGUCGCCCGCCCGGCAGCUGGGCCCCAGUACUGCCAAGCCCUCCAGCACACCCCCCUCGCUCUGCUCCAGCCCCGCCAAGCCCCUCUCUCCUGGUGCGCAGCCCCAGCAGGUGCCGGUGAAGCCGCCCCGCUCUGCCAUCGCUGGCCCCUCCGUCGACAGCGCUGGCCCUGAGCUGGCACAGCAGAAGCUGGAGGAGACGAGCGCGUCCCUGGCUGCUGCGCUGCAGGCCGUGGAGGAGAAGAUCAAGCAGGAGGACAGUCAGGCGGCAGACUCGGCCGUGGAGUCAAAGAGCACCGUGAGCAUCCUGGACGACAUUGGCAGCAUGUUCGACGACCUGGCGGACCAGCUGGAUGCCAUGCUGGAGUGA